Molecule: messenger RNA, 3561 nt
Organism: Silurus meridionalis
Lineage: Eukaryota; Metazoa; Chordata; Actinopteri; Siluriformes; Siluridae
Gene: cxcl12b
Product: chemokine (C-X-C motif) ligand 12b (stromal cell-derived factor 1)
Exons: 4
Coding region: 132-431 (99 amino acids)
Biological process (GO): induction of positive chemotaxis; immune response; positive regulation of cell migration
Cellular component (GO): extracellular region
Molecular function (GO): chemoattractant activity; chemokine activity
Source: RefSeq, a predicted model, not a curated record
ACACUGCGCUCAGCUCUGAGGCACCACACUGUGUCCUGGAAGCUGACUGUGACUAAGACAAAGACUCUCGAUAUACACACUCUCACUUGCUAGCGCUUACACACACACACACACACACACACACACACACAAUGGAUGUCAAACUUGUGGUGAUGAUGCUUUUCCUCGUUGUGUCUAUGAAGGACUCUGAGACUGAAGCGAAGCCCAUCAGCCUGCUGGAGAGGUGCUGGUGCCGAUCGACGCUCAACACCGUGCCCCAGAGGAGCAUCCGCGAGAUCAAGUUCCUCCACACGCCCCACUGCCCCUUCCAAGUCAUAGCCAAGCUGAAGAACAAUAGGGAGGUCUGCAUCAACCCCAAGACCAAAUGGCUGCAGCAGUAUCUGAAGAACGCCAUUAGCAAGAUAAAGAAGUCGAGACAGACUGAUAUCUAAAGGACGAAGAAGGUUGUGGGGAGACGUGUUCUGAUCUCCCACUCUCUCACUCACACACACACACACACACAUGCAUCAUCUGUCCCUGUGUGGACUGCUUGCACAAACAGCACUUCGCCUAUGUAUGGCUUUUUUCCUGCACCCUAAGCCAAGCCUACACACACACACACACACACACACACACACACACACACACACACACACAGGGCACCGUUAUGCCGUUGUGAGAUUCCGGGCUUGUGCGGGUGUGUAUGAACUGUACCGAGUGGCUGAAUGUCGAUAAACAUAUUUGUGUGUAUUUUUAUAUGCAUUCGCUUUGUGCCUUUUUGUUGUAAAUAAUGAGUUGCUGAUGAGUGUUGUGGUGAAGUAAGAAGGACAGAAUGAGAGAAAAAAACAGAAGAGAUAGAGAGCAGUCACGCUUAAAACUAACCUAAAUGCUAAAUCCUAAUUUAAAAAAAAAGUCUUUGAAUGAAAUAUAUGUAAAGUUUUCCUCUUCAGGAGAUGCUAGGACGUUAACGUAGCUAACAUGCACAGGAGGCUUAUGGCUACCAGAUUAGCAUCACUAUAUCAUUUGCCACCAACCACAUGUAUAACUUUGGGGAAAAAAAAACGUUCAAAUUGUCCUACAGAGAACCAUCAGGAUCUGGCAGGGGGCGUAGCUUACACUUUGAAGGCGGAGCUUUAGUGUUAGAAAGCGAAUAAAUAAAAAAAAAAAAAUGACAGCCAAUGUAUCGCAAGUUUGGAAGGAUCCUACAGGACGAUCUUCUGUGCACUGGUAUAGCUAGCUUCUUUUUUCUUCCGCUAACGCUUUCUGUGAAGCCGUAUUUCACGCUUAAAAAAAACUCUUUACCGUUUUUUAUUUUCUUCUUUUUUUUUUAACUCUAGUAAAGCCUCGAACGCAAACAAAAACACAGAUCAAACACUUGGAGAGUGCUGGGAUAUGUGCUGACACUGGAGACUCCUUCUGUAAAAUAAAAUCAAAUAAAAUAAAUAUAGAAAUAAAAAUAAAAAGUAACCCAAUUUUCUUGACAGACAAUAUAGCAACAAUUCGGCGAGAUUCAAAUUAAUUCAAAAUAUAUAAAAAAAAAUAAUAAAACGUCAGAGGACGCUUUAUUAAGUCUUAAAUAAUUGCGAUAAAUUUCUGGAAUAAUUGGAAAAAAAGAAAAGAAACGAUGAUUAAAUAUAUAAGUGAAAUAUAUCUAUUUCAACAAUGCAGUUUUUUUACAAAAUCAAUGCAAUCUAAUCUUGGCAGCUGCUAUUUUUUUUUUUUUAAACCUGUGCUCAUCAUAUAUUAUAUUAUAUUAUAUUAUAUUAUAUAUCACAUCUCCUCAUAUCUUUUGCGGGAAUCUUUUUUGCACACCUGAUCAUGAUGUAGGCUUUGAGGUUUGUACAUAAAAAAAAAUAAUUAAAGGUCGGAGCAGAAAAUGUCACAAUUUAAAGAUGAUUUUGACGAUUUAAAUCCAUAGGUCAAAAUUUUGGGGCUGGACAAAAAAGUUUCAUACUUGAUCAAAUAUAAUUAUUUUUAUGAAUCAAACUUUGUGCUGGAAUGGAAAAAAAAAAAAAAAGAUUAACGAUAGGAUUAUUCUUAAUUAUGGUAAAAAAUUGGGGUGCUAAAUUUAAAGUAAUAUUAAUGAUCAAAAAUGUAUUUAAAAAAAUUUUUAGUAAUCUGAUACAAUUAUGUUGAAUAUGUUAAAAAAAUAUAUUAAUUAAAUUAAAACAUUUUCGUUUGAUUGUCCAUUGUAUUACAAUUUUGCAUCCAAUUACGGACCAAAUGUCCAAUUUUCAUUCUUUAACAUUCUAUACUGUAAAUAUUCAGAGAAUCGGACGAUAUAUUGUUCCGUGAAUAUCAACAUAUCCAGUAAAUUAUUUACGGAUUUAUUGUUUUCGCUUUACACGUAGAACCUAGAAAAAAGCGGAAAAUCUCAUCUAAUUAGACAUUUCCAACGUAACGGCCGUAAUCCUGUCAGAUGUGUAAUCAUAACGGGAUAAUAAUAUCAUGUGGACAUGUGGAGAUUAAACGUGCUUUUCAUCAGGCUGAAGACCACAAGCACUUCUCUGCUCUACAUGAAUUUAGAUUUAUUAUUAUUAUUAUUAUUAUUUUUACUUUUGCAGUUUUUUUAUUAUCAUGUAAAAAAAAAAUAUUAAAAACCACUUUUACCUGCAGGGACUAAACCUAUAAACCAUGAAGAAUUUAAAAGGGAAAUGUAUCCGUUGUAUUGCUUUUCUUCAUUUUUUUUAAAGAGGAUUUUAGUUUUCUUUGGCCCUACAUUUUUAUUAUUGAUUUAUUGAACAAUAUUUUUUUCAUUAAUUUCAAUUCAAUUUCACCCCCGCAAAAAAAAAUAUUUAAAUUGAAAUGAAAAUGAUUCAUUAUAGAAUGAACUUCAUUUGAACAUGUGCAUGUCUAGAGAAUCUUAUCAUUUAUUAGAGAGCAGCUUUUUCCAGACCUCGUGAUUUUGCAUCGUCCCUCUUAAAAAAGUUCCGAAAAAUGUACAAAAAACUCCCGCAAAACUCAGCUUAAACUCAGGAAAUCUUAGGAGAUAAAAACCUUUGUCUUCUAAACAAACUAGAUUGUUCAUAAAGACCACAUUUUUAUUUAUUUUAAAUUAAUGUGUCUGCACCCAAAAUGCAAAAAGCCAAACAAGUGUCAAUUUUUUCAUGUGGAAUUUUUUUUUUAUAAAUUGUGUAGACGGAUUUACGGGAUAGAAAAAAUUAAUUCUUUCCCCGAUUCAAAUUUAUCCCAAACUGGAAUUUUGUUCAAAUCUAUUCGAGUGUCUGUGAAGGUUCUGACUUAUUUACAAGUUUAAAUGUUUAGCUGUUUUACUAAAACACUAACAUGCAUCGAAUUAUUACUAGUUACGAAUUAAUUGCGAGAUUUUUUUUUUUUUUUGUACUCAAGGAUUUCACUUGGCCGCCUGCGAACAUUCCCCACGUGCCGCAAAAACACGGGGCGAUAAAGGUGCUAUCGAAUGUGAAGUAGACUCUAUGAGGCAGCUCUCUGCAUAAAGAUCUCCAUGUAGGAUAUUUUUGUUUAUUAUUGUUAUUUUUGUUAUAUUUCUAUAUGCUCACUGUUUGUAAUAAUGAAAUAAGAAAUAUAUUUAGUCACUUUUUUCCAAUAAAGUUAUAAAAAGAA